AUGUCAUGGCCCAAUCAAUGCAAAUUAAAAUAUUUAUCAAUACAUAGUUGUCUCUAUAGUCAAUAUUUACAUAUUCUUCAUCAGUUACCAUAUCUAGAAACACUUCAAUUAGAAAAAUGUAUUAUGGACAUGAAUAAUAUGUUUGAAUCAUCAUCAAAUUUGUUAUUUAACUCACAAUUAUCGUGUCUAAUCAUUACUGAUUGUUCGCUAUCGAUAGAACAUCUCAGAUCAUUAAUUUUGAAAACACCUAAACUUCGUGAAUUUAAAGUAAUUUUUCGUUCAGGAGUGUUCAACUCUGUUAUUGACAUUUAUGAAUGGGAAAAAUUCAUUCGAAUUGAACUCAAUUUUCUUAAUCGAUUGGAAUUCUGCGUUCCCUAUACAAAUUCAACAGAUAAUGCCAUUAGUUUAAAUUCGAUUAUAGUUCCAUUUCGAGAAUCAUUUUGGCUUAAUGAAAAACGUUGGUAUACUGUCUGUGAAACCGUCAUAGGCGAUUAUAAAGAAAAUAAGAUAUUACUUUUUACAAUACCAUUCACUAUAAAUAUUGAUGAUUCCUAUGGCACAUUAACUACACUUUCCAUGGCAUCAAACAAAAUCAGUGACAAAGGAAUGCACUUUCUUUGCAAAGCAUUACAUAAGAAUAUGACAUUGAAAGAACUAAAUCUUGAAAAUAACGAAAUUACAAAUGAUGGAGCAACAUAUUUAUCUCAAGCAUUACAGAACAAUAACGUACUCGAAAUAAUCAAUCUUUCAAGAAACUAUAUUAGAGAUGAUGGUGCUAGAUAUCUCGCCUCAGUGUUACGCAAUAACACGAUCGUUAGAGUGCUCGAUCUUAGUGACAAUAAAAUUAGCAAUACUGGAGCACAAUAUUUAUUUGAUGAUUUACAACAAAACACGACAUUAAUUACACUUUCCAUGGCAUCAAACAAAAUCAGUGAUAAAGGAAUGAAUUUUAUUUGCAAAGCAUUACAUAAGAACAUGACUUUGAAAGAACUAAAUCUUGAAAAUAACGAAAUUACAGAUGAUGGAGCAACAUAUCUAUCUCAAGCAUUACAGAACAAUAACGUACUCGAAAUAAUCAAUCUUUCAAGAAACUAUAUUGGAGAUGAUGGUGCUAGAUAUCUCGCCUCAGUGUUACGCAAUAACACGAUCGUCAGAGUGCUCGAUCUUAGUGAGAAUAAAAUUGGCAAUACUGGAGCACAAUAUUUAUUUGAUGAUUUACAACAAAACACGACACUAGAAGAACUCAGCUUGAAAUGUAAUCAUAUUGAAGCUGAAGGGGCAAAAUAUCUUGCUGAUGCCUUACAAGAGAAUAUGACACUUAGAAUGUUAAACCUUGAUGAUAAUGAAAUCGGAGCUGCUGGAGGUCAUUAUCUUGCUGAAGCUUUACGAAAGAAUAAAGCACAAACGCUUACUGAACUAUUUCUGAAGGGUAUUCCCGGUGGAAAAAAAAGAUAUUAUACAUCAAAAACGACAGAAAAUAUGGCUUCUCUCUUGCGUAACAGCACGACACUUAUCACAUUAAAUUUAAUAAACAAUCAUAUACCAGCAACUGGAAUACCUUACUUAGCUGAUAUUCUAAGAAAUCAUACUACAUUAACCACAUUAUGUUUAGAAAAAAAUCGAAUUGGUGACAAUGGUAUGGGAUUCCUUUCUUCUGGAUUACAAAAUAAUACGACACUUUUGAAAUUAAAUCUUGGCAUUAAUGAAAUUAGAAUUUCUGGAGCAGAAUACAUCGCCAAUGCCUUACAGAAAAAUACAACACUCACCACACUAGAUCUCAAACAUAAUGGAAUCGCAAAUGUUGGAGCACAAUCUUUAGGUGUUGCAUUAAAACACAAUAUAGCACUUACCACAUUAAUUCUCGGAAAUAAUCGAAUUGGAGAGAUUGGAGCACAAUCUUUGGGUGUUGCAUUACAACAUAACACAUCACUCACUAUACUAAAGAUCGGUGGCAAUGGAAUCCGUGAUGUUGGAGCACAAUCUUUAGGUAGCGCAUUACAACACAAUACAACACUCACCACACUAGAGCUCUGGAGUAAUCCAAUCGGAGAUGAUGGAGCACAAUCUUUAGGUAGUGCAUUACAACGCAACACAACACUCACCACAAUAAAUCUCGGACAUAAUCGAAUCGCAGUUGUUGGAGCACAAGCUUUAGGCGAUGCAUUAAAAUACAACACGAUGGAAGAACUUGAUCAUGUGCCAUUAGAAACAAUGAAACCUAAUUAUCUCAAUCUGCUUCGAGAAAUCGAUAAACUUUUAAGUUUAUCAACUAAUUUAAAUAUCAAUAAAAUAGAGACAAUCUUUAACAAUAUAACUGAGAAUAUUGAUCGAAUAUUGGAUCAAAUGGUUUUUCAAAAAAGUUCAAUGUUUCUCAUUACAACAUUAAAUAUAAUUGUACGCAUUUCUGCUGUCGAUGGAUCUGAUUUGUUUAUAUCACGACAACCUUUUCAUUCAAUGUUUAAAAAAUUGAAUCAUCUGAUAAAGUGUAUUCGUAAUAAAAAAGAUUAUUCUCCAGUGAAUGCCAGUGAUAUUUUGGAUGCAAUACUUCUGAAUCUUGUAAAAGAUGAUUUUAUUGAAAUUUGCUUUCGACGAAUUCUUUCAAAUGAAACAGCAGCAAUCAAAGUUUCUAUAUGUAUUGAUGUUGGUUAUAUUCAAAAAACUAUUCAGUGGAUUCGUUCAGAUAUAUUUGCGUCUCAUAUGAGUUAUAUUGGCAAUCCAAUCGUUUGCAUUGUUUACAAUUUAUCGAGAGACAAGACAGGUUUAAAACAGCUUCAUACAGAAAAAGCCUUUGAUAUUUUGAUGGAACGUAAGCAGUUAAUCAAUAAUAAAAACUAUAGUGACUUGACAGAAAGUUAUGGCCGGGCAUUGAUCGCACUAGCUACUAGUGAUGAACAAUCAGAAGAAAAUAAAAAACUCAUUCUUGAUACUAGUAAAAAUUUAUAUCAAUUAUGUAAGAAAAUUGAUCAAAACGAUGACUUAGCAUUUGAAGGAUAUCAUUUAUCGGAAUUAUUGGAAUUAUUAGAUCGUGCUUUCACAAAUACAUAUGUAAUAAAACAUAUUCUGGAAGAUAAGAUCAAUGAAAAAUCAACAGCAAUACAGUACUUUAUAGAACUUUUUUUAUCUCUUUACGGAGCUCUGCUGGAUCCAGAACCAGAUGAACUUGAAAAACGUGCUGUCAAAUAUUUACUUCGAAUUCUAUUACAGAUUUCCAGUUAUCCAGAAUAUCUCAAACAAUUAAUUGAUAAUCAACAGUUUUGUAUAAUCAUAGAAAGUCUGGCUAAUCGUCCAAAACGGGAUGAUGCAAAGCGUAUUUGGUGUAAUAUUCAGCAAAUUAUGUCACCAAAUGAACAGAAAAAAGAAAUGUCAUCGAAAAUCUACAUUAGUUAUGAUUAUACCGACGAAGAGUUUUGUAGAGAAUUUGUAAAAGAGUUGCGUAAGAGAAUGACGACACCAAUUUGGAUUGACUAUGAAAAUAUUGAUCUGUCUGAUGAUAUGUGGGAAUACGUAUCUCCAAAUAUUAUAUCGGCAACAAUGGUUAUUAUCUUGGUAUCAACAGCUUAUGGUGAUAGUACUGAUAAAUUUCAAGAAUUAUCUUAUAUCAUUUCUACUAAUAAAUCAAGAGAUGAAAAGAAAGGCUUAAUCGUAGUCGCAAUUGAACCCAAUUUCAGUUUCAAUCGAUCUUGGAUGAAAGAUCUGUUACAUGACAAGCCUAUGGUACCCUGUGAAAAUAAUAUUGAUCAUAUGGCUUGGAAUGUAUGUGAACAGCUUGGUAUGUUGAAGAAGCCGCGAAUUAAAUGUUUAAAUUGGAUAUCCAAAAAUUUACGAAGAGAAACAGCUCAAUCCGAUGAUUUUUCAACCAAAACUUUGAAACUGAUUCCAGAAAACGAUAAAAUCUAUUCUCAAAAGGAAUCUUCACAAGUGGACGGCAGUACCGAUAUUUUACUUGCAUCAGAAAUACAUAAUUCACAGUCCAAUAUUACUGGAUCCGUCAGUGGUUCAACCUGGGUAUGA
Adineta steineri is the source of this 4011-nucleotide messenger RNA. The record is from the annotation of a GenBank genome assembly. NCBI's taxonomy places the organism in Eukaryota, Metazoa, Rotifera, Eurotatoria, Adinetida, Adinetidae.